Acipenser ruthenus (sterlet) is the source of this 6453-nucleotide messenger RNA. RefSeq names its product sodium-dependent neutral amino acid transporter SLC6A17. Gene Ontology annotation, biological process: L-leucine transport; alanine transport; glycine transport. The coding region runs from base 379 to 2577 and encodes 732 amino acids. The record is from RefSeq and is a predicted model, not a curated record. NCBI's taxonomy places the organism in Eukaryota, Metazoa, Chordata, Actinopteri, Acipenseriformes, Acipenseridae. Gene Ontology annotation, cellular component: synaptic vesicle; plasma membrane. The transcript has 12 exons.
CGUCAGAGAGUGCUUGCACCGCACACUGCAUGUCAAUUCCUGUAGAGGGUACAUGUGAUACUUGCAUCUUGUGCUCAGUUCUGGAAGCCAGGCUUUUAGCUGUGCUGUGAGUAGGUUUACUACGUUAUCAUACCUUCUUCUCCAGCGAAUCUAAUUGAUUCGCAGAAUUAUUUCUAUAAGGAAACCGGGCUGUCUUUGUAAGCAUCGGGUUAAGAGACACAGCGACGAAGACGAAAACCAACAAGCAGAAAAAAAAAUAACCCCAGAAAACUGCCCGGAGCUGUCUGUUCUGUUUCAAACAAGCCAGCAAGCUGCCACAUUGUCCCCGCGUCCCUUAUUGCUGUAGGUUUUAGAAUCUGGUCGGGUUCCGUGUCCCAAAUGCCUAAAAACAGCAAAGUGACGCAGCGCGAGCACAGCAAUGAGCACGUCACUGAGUCCGUGGCUGACCUCCUGGCCCUCGAGGAGCCCUUGGAUUACAAGAGCAGCGCGCUGAACGUGGGGGGCAUGCCACCGCCUCCGCGCAAGAACAAGGAUGUGGAGGAGCCCCAGGACCCGGGAGAGGAGCGGCCAGCCUGGAACAGCAAGCUCCAGUACAUCCUGGCCCAGGUGGGCUUCUCUGUGGGGCUCGGCAAUGUGUGGCGAUUCCCCUACCUGUGCCAGAAGAACGGAGGAGGAGCCUACCUGAUCCCGUAUUUCAUCCUGCUCAUCAUCAUCGGGAUCCCGCUGUUCUUCCUGGAGCUGGCGGUGGGGCAGAGGAUCCGGCGGGGCAGCAUCGGGGUGUGGAACUACGUGUGCCCGCGACUCGGGGGCAUCGGCUUCUCCAGCUGCAUGGUGUGCUUCUUUGUGGGUCUGUAUUACAACGUGAUCAUUGGCUGGAGCAUCUUCUAUUUCUUCAAGUCGUUCCAGUACCCCCUGCCCUGGAGCGAGUGCCCCCUGGUUAAGAAUGGAUCACUGAGCAUCGUGGAACCGGAGUGCGACAAGAGCUCGGCCACCACCUACUUCUGGUACCGCGAGGCGCUGGACAUCUCCAACUCCAUCUCGGAGAGCGGGGGGCUCAACUGGAGGAUGACGCUGUGCCUGCUGGCAGCCUGGAUCGUCGUGGGCAUGGCCAUGAUCAAGGGGAUCCAGUCCUCAGGGAAGGUUAUGUAUUUCAGCUCUCUGUUCCCUUACGUGGUGCUCCUCUGUUUCCUGGUUCGAGGGCUGUUGCUGAGGGGGGCUGUGGAUGGCAUUGCCCACAUGUUCACACCCAGGCUGGAGAAGAUGCUGGAGCCGCAGGUGUGGAGGGAGGCAGCCACGCAGGUGUUCUUCGCCCUGGGGCUGGGCUUCGGGGGCGUGAUCGCCUUCUCCAGCUACAACAAACAGGACAACAACUGCCACUUCGACGCAGCCCUCGUCUCCAUCAUCAACUUCGUCACUUCCGUGCUGGCCACGCUCGUCGUCUUCGCCGUGCUCGGGUUCAAAGCUAACCUCAUGAACGAGAAGUGUGUCGUGGACAAUGCUGAGAAGAUCAUGGGCUACCUGAACUCCAAAGUUCUGAGCCACGACCUGAUCCCCCCGCAUGUGAACUUCUCUCACCUGACGGCGCAGGAUUACACAGAGAUGUACGGCGUGAUCCGGACGGUGCGUGAGGGCAGCUUCUCUGAGCUGGGGCUGGAGCCCUGCCAGCUGGAGGACGAGCUGAACAAGGCUGUCCAGGGGACAGGGUUGGCAUUCAUCGCCUUCACAGAAGCCAUGACGCACUUCCCAGGCUCCCCCUUCUGGUCGGUGAUGUUCUUCCUGAUGCUCAUUAACCUGGGGCUGGGCAGCAUGAUCGGCACCAUGGAGGGCAUCAUCACGCCCAUCGUGGACACCUUCAAAGUGCGCAAGGAAAUCUUCACGGUGUGCUGCUGCACCUUAGCCUUCCUGAUCGGCCUGCUCUUUGUCCAGCGCUCAGGGAACUACUUUGUCACCAUGUUCGACGACUACUCCGCCACGCUGCCCCUCACCAUCGUCGUCAUCCUGGAGAAUAUCUCUGUGGCCUGGUUCUACGGGACAGAGAAGUUCAUGCAGGACCUAACGGAAAUGCUGGGGUUCCGGCCGUCCUGCUUCUAUUUCUACAUGUGGAAGUACGUGUCUCCCCUGUGCCUGGUGGUGCUCAUGUUCACCAUGUUCAUUCAGAUGGGCCUCAGCCCUCCUGGGUACAGCGCCUGGAACGAGGAGACGGCUAGCGAGCGGUUCCAAAGCUACCCCCCCUGGGCCCUGGGGAUGUGCUUCACCCUGAUCACACUGGCCAUGCUGCCCGUGCCUGUGGUCUUCAUCGCCCGCCAGUUCCACCUGCUCUCCGACGGCUCCAACACCCUGUCCGUCUCCUACAAGAAGGGACGCAUGAUGAUGAAGGACAUGUCCAACCUGGAGGACAACGACGAGACCCGCUUCAUCCUCAGCAAGGUGCCCAGUGAAGCCCCCUCCCCCAUGCCAAACCACCGCUCCUACCUGGGGCCCGAGGGCCCCUCGUCCCUGGAGACGACCAACACCAGCCCCAAUGGCCGCUAUGGGACUGGCUACCUGAUGCCUACCACGCCAGAGUCCCAGCUAUGAUCGUUAGGUUAGCAGGUGGCAUUUCCCUUACCAACAAAACAAGCUGCAGUAUUCUGGACACAGUAACCCAUCAAAGCUGCCCUACAGCCCUGGAUACUGAAAGACUCCGAUCAGAGCAUCUUUUUAAUGAUCUCUCUUAGUUCUCUUAUUCAAGCUCCUGAUUGAAUGAUUCCCGUGAAUAAGGGGGUCGUUAAAUACUGGAGACCUCAUUGGGACUAACCUAGAGUGAAUGAGACACUACUUAGAUCAUUAAAAUAGACCCCUUGUUCUUUUAGAAAAGGGUAUGGUUAUUGCAAGCAUAUCUGGACAGGUGGAUUCAGAUGUAUUCAGAUGUAACUGUUAGCGUUAGUGUGCCUGUGUCGUGUGUUACUAGUUUUGUAACAUUACCACUUUAUGUUUCGUUCACACAGAACUGUGCACGUGGUAUUUUAACAUGAUAAUCUUGAUUAGUCUUUAACACAGGUUUCGUUUGGUACCUUCUUUGGGAUUGCUGUCAGAAACUCUUUUGCAGUAUUACUACGUCAGAGUGCUGCCGCACAAAGUUACUGUCUCCAGAAUACUGCGCUGUACUGCAGUUCAGGGGGGACAUGCUGUGGUGUUUUUGUAAGGGUUGGUUUGGAGGGAGAGGGAGGGACAGGAGCCCUUCUCAUCUUUCCAUUUCCAAGUCCAGUUGUAAUGUAAUAAAUACGUAGCCUCUAGAUAGUAGGAGAUCAACCAUUAAUGCCCCCCCCCCCCCCAAAGGGUCCAUUCUGUUUGGUGUCUGUCUCGGGGUCUGUUAGUUACUUAGAUAAAAUGCUAACCGCUCUCACAGGAUCCACUGCCACAUGGUGUGCUUUAAGAGUGGAGCAAUCCUAACCUUGUUUCUUCGGCAGCUUCCACAGUCCAAGCCUCUGGUGACUUUGCUAACGCAAUGCAGAGCACAUGUUGUGAAGCGCAGUUCAGUGAUGAUAUGUGCUUUAUUAUUUCACUUCACUGGAGUCCAAUACGUUUAAUAUGAUACAGCAGCUUGAAAUGAUUGUUCCAUUUAUUAACGGUUAAGUCUGAUUAACCAGUUGGUGCACUUUAUCAAAAACAAUGGCACUGGAGUUACUAUAGAAUUAAAAAAAAAAAUCUAAUCCAACUACAGGUACAGAAUUUAAAAUAUUCAGAAAAUGUAAAUCUCUUAAAUAUAUUGGAGACAGUGCAAUAUUCUGCCACCGUAGGGCAACUAACAUACAAAUCCUCUUACUGUACAAUAGCAAUCACUGGUAUUUCCUGAUUGCACAUUGAUAUGUAUUGCUUUAUUAAUUUAUAAGACGCUGGUACACAAAGAAAUGUUUGCAGGAUGGAGCAGCAUUGUAAUAAUACACUUAGACAAAAGCAUUAGCUGAAAUAUUUAUCGUCUUGGUGCUGUUGUAUAACCCUAACCCAAAGCCAGCCCUCUCCCUAGUUGUUAGCAAACCGACAGCACAGAUACAGAAGAAAAGCACAAGCAUAGCACCUCCCUGGAGAUCGCACAACCCAGCACAAUCCGUACCAGGAGAGGAGAGCAAUCCCGAAUAACAGGGGAGCCCCGGAGUCUGCCAGCUGGAGAGAGGGAGCAGCACCCUGGAAGAAAUUCCAGACAGGCUGUGCAGUCAGGAUUACAGAAACUGCUGGCUUUGACUCCGAGCACAAAUAGAUAUAGAUGGGAAUGCCUGAUAGACCAAACAGAGCUCACAAAUCCAUCCUUACUUAAUUAAGCACAGUAAACCCAUCAACAGCCUGCAAUAUACUGCUAAGGACCGCUAUAUUCUAGUAACUACAGCGGACAAGAAUACAGCUGCACAAUGCAAUGCUGACAUUGAACCCUGCUUGCUUACUUUAAAAAGACCUGUACUUUUGCAAAGAAAUGAACAGAUACAAUGAGGCUAAUUCCCAUGCAUUUCCCCCCCCCCCACAUUAUUCUAUGCAUUUGCCAUGCAUCCCAUGGCUUAACAGGAGUUUGCCAUAUUCAGUAUAGCACUUAUGUAUUACUAGCUUGUUUCAAAGGUCUUUGUAAUCUCUAAGACCACGUGCUUUUGACUCAGAAGUACCCAUAGUAAACACACACAAUGCCUUUAAAUUAAACUAAUGUAAUGAAAUGGGAUAUAGAAACUCCAGUGCCAUUCCUCUCCUCUUUAUCGUGAUGCUAGAUGCAAUGGUAAUGGUGAAUCAAUCAAUAGUGUGCAUUAUAUUUCUAUCGUUGUAUAUUUAAACUGUAUAUGUCUGUGUACAUUCUGUUAGUGAUGAAAGGGAUCUGUAAAGUGACAAGGUGAACCUUUUCAUCCGCUUGUACAUUUAUAUGUAUAUCGUUGUAUAUUUGGAGAUAUUUAUAGUUUUUUGUUUUGGUGCCUUUCCUUCGUACCCCGGAGCGGGGAGAGCAGCUGAUGCAUGAAGACUCAUUCCCAUCAGAGGGGAGGAGCAAGGGGAGGGGCGGGGGCGUGGUUUCCACUGAGGGACUGCUGUGAUUGGAUACAUUCUCUCAGCUUUUAGAAUCUUUUUAAACGUGUGGUUUAAAUCCCCUAGGUGGAUCACAGAUACGUGGUCUGUCUUGGAGUUGGUUAGAUUAAGUUUUAGGGGGUCGGGCAUAAACAUAAGGGUCCCCUCGGUUAAAACCACCCCCCCGCCACGCCCCCCCCCCCGAGGCGUGUCCUACAUGUCACGUGACACACGAGGUCCUUUCCUCUGAUGGGAACGAGACUCUUGUGACGUGUUGUCGAAGCGCAGGUUCCCUCUUCUUGUCAGGUUGUUGGGGUGACUUUGGACCACAGGCAGCGCCUGUUGCAUUUCCUCCCGUGCAGCUCCCUGCAAAAACAGUGAUCAGCGUCGUGUGCUGAACCUGCUAACUCAGUAUCUGCGCACCCGAGGCACUGCCUGUCCGCCGUGCUGCUUGAUACGGAAUCUCUUACCUAACUAAGAUCGCUAAGUAUAGCAGAACACCGCUAAUGCCAAGGCAAAAUCCCCGUUUCAUCUGGUGGAUGCGGGUGCAAUAGGAUCAUGAAACACUGGCAUGCGUAGCAUUGCCUCAUCACUUCCACGCAGAAAAAAAAAAACUUCAGGAAUUCUAACCCCCUGACGUCAUGCUUAACCAAUCUGAUUGCUCGCAGUUCUACCAUACGCUUGCUGCAUUUGUGCCUGGUUGCUGACUGCAGCUGCGCAUCAACCGCUGUACAAUAUCUCCUUAUCACAGAGCUACACAGAGAGCCGAGGCAUGUGCUGUAGUUGUGAUAACGGCCAGGGAGUGUCGCGUGGGAAUAAAGGCUCUCUUGCAGAAAGACAUGGGCUAUUGUUCCUUUGUUUCCUAGGUAAUGUCUUUAUUAUAGAACGUAGAGCUCAGCAGCCAUUUAGGACGCUAAAAGAGUUACAAUAUUUGACCACCAGGUGGCAAUGUGCAGCAAGUCAAAAUUAGACUUAACAUUCAAUGGCUCUCCCAAUAAUAAAAUGUAUUUUCACCAACUGCUAGUUGCAAGUGGGAGUGAUUGGACUUUUAUUGCGCAGUACUGGCAAAGCACCCGUGGUUGAUUUAUUAAAUUCCUCAGCAGCUGUUGUAUUCGGUGUAAGGCGGGGAAUGCACUGGGGAAACAGUGCCCCACUGUGGCCAAAGCGUGUAGUGAUUUGUGAUGUGUCCGUGUUUCCUGCUGAGUUUGUGUGUUGUGCAAGGCAUCGUAAAGCACAAGUCUUCAAUGAAAUCCUGCUGUAAAAGUCAAAGCACAGAAGAUCUAGUCCUUUCCAAUCAACAUGAGUAUUCUGUAUCUGCGUCUUUCAUUAUUAUGAUUAUUGUUAUUGUACAGUAUUUAAACAAUGUGUGGACAAUUACUUAUCAAUAUUACCAAAAAAAAAAACCGUCAAUAAAGAAAAUUGUUGUUGUUAUAUAAA